Tetrahymena thermophila SB210 is the source of this 282-nucleotide messenger RNA. RefSeq names its product tetratricopeptide repeat protein. Lineage: Eukaryota; Ciliophora; Oligohymenophorea; Hymenostomatida; Tetrahymenidae. The transcript has a single exon. The record is from RefSeq and is a predicted model, not a curated record.
AUGGAUCUAAAUACUAAAAUACAUUAUGCUAAUAAAUAUAAGAUUCAUUAACAAAUAAAACAUAUUGUUGAUAAUUUUUCAAAAAGAGAAAAAUGGUUUGAAGUAUGCUUGUAGAAGUUGGCAGAUUUUACCAAGGAAAAUUAAUUAUAAAAGAUUGCCUUUCCUUAUAAAAUUGGUUGUGACAUAACAGGAGGUAAGUGGGAAAACUACAAAAAAAUGAUUUAAGAAUUUUCAGAAAAAAAUACAGGUUUAAAAAUAUACAUAGUCUAACAGCAGGAAUGA